This is a messenger RNA of Clupea harengus (Atlantic herring), 1318 nucleotides long. It is a transcript of the gene ly6pge, whose product is annotated as lymphocyte antigen 6 family member pge. Gene Ontology annotation, cellular component: plasma membrane. NCBI's taxonomy places the organism in Eukaryota, Metazoa, Chordata, Actinopteri, Clupeiformes, Clupeidae. The record is from RefSeq and is a predicted model, not a curated record.
UGUGUGUGUGAGAGCCUGACUGAUGAAACCCAUUUCAUGGGGAGCUGUGGUGCAGGCAGCAGCCCUGUUCCAUGGAUGGGCCUGAACGCCCAUGGGGACCCGGGUUCGAGUCCGACUCGCGGUCAUUUCCCGAUCUCUCUUCAGCUCGCUUCCUGUCUCUCUUCACUUUCCUAUCAAAUUAAAGACAAAAAGCCCAAAAAUAAAUCUUAAAAAAAAACAAAAAAAACAUUUAAUUUCAGAUGGGCAUCCUGAAUGGGUGACCAGGUCUGAGACACACAAGUGUGUAGUUCAAUAACCAGGUCUGAGAAACAGAAGUGUGUAGUUCAAUAACCAGGUCUGAGACCACAGAAGUGUGUAGUUCAAUAACCAGGUCUGAGACCACAGAAGUGUGUAGUUCAAUAACCAGGUCUGAGACCACACAAGUGUGUAGUUCAAUAACCAGGUCUGAGACCACACAAGUGUGUAGUUCAAGUCCAAAGGCAUGAUGGGACUGUAGAGGGCGGGGCCUCACAUGGGCCCGUGCUACCUUCCUCUGAUUGGUCCAAGUGACGAGGCCACGCUCACGUCCUAAGAAAAGACGCGCCGCGGGGCCACGGGGGUGGAGGAGGCAGCUAAUCUUCCUGUCCAUGCUAGCUGGUGGCAUUAGCACUGUGAUAGUGUGGAUUAAGAUCAGGGGGGUUUAAGGAGCAAACAAUCUUCUUUUCAUUGUGCGAUCGCCACAGCCAAAGACCACCCGCGCCAUGAGAGCUGCCCACUGCUGCCUGCUGCUCGGGACCCUCCUCGCCCUCCUGGCUCAUCACAGUGAGGCUCUGCAAUGCUACACUUGUAUGGGCUCCACUGAUGAGGACUGCAACCGCCAGGGCUCCAAAUCAUGUCCGGACUACUCAGACGCAUGCGCCGUGGUGCGCGGUCAUGGCAGUGGAGUGAUGAAGUCAUGCUCCUACAAGUCCUUCUGUAGUCAGGCCAACAGUCAGGGUUACCGGGCUCCGGGGGUCAAAGUUCACUGCUGCUACUCUGACAACUGUAACUUAUCAGGCCACGCCACCCGACUGAGCGGAGGUGUCAGCUACCUGUUAGUCGCCGUGCCCGUGCUGUUGCGUCUCCUCUGGAACUAAACACACCCCUCCGCGCCGUCCCCUGCCUCAACCCAAGGCCAUCAUGACGUCAGCUUCAGACAUUCAGGAACUCCUGUUGCACCACUGUGAACCGAGUGGUCUAGCCCGCUUCUCCAGAGAGGAGAUCUUGCUACUAUUUACCAUAACCUGAACAAUUCUCAGAGUAAUCCCUGUAUGCAAAUGAUUAAAUCCUGCCCCCCCCC